Messenger RNA from Prorocentrum cordatum, 891 nucleotides. The record is from the annotation of a GenBank genome assembly. NCBI's taxonomy places the organism in Eukaryota, Dinophyceae, Prorocentrales, Prorocentraceae.
CUCCUCCUCCUCCUCCUCCUCCUCCUCCUCCUCCUCCCUUUCUGAGCUCGGGAGCGAUCGCGCCAGGUGCGAUCGGUGUCAUAGACUUCCACGAGUUCCAGGUGGCUUGGAAGGCGAACGGGCGCGAGUUCUUCGUGAUGGCCGCCACCUUCCUCGUGGCGCUCGGCGUGGGGGUGAAGUGGGGCCUCGCCGCGGGGUUCCUCCUCUCCAUCCUGGUGACGAUGUACGAGCUCUCCAACCCGAACAUGGUCGUCACCGGGAGGCUGCCGAACGGAGUCUUCCGAGACAUCCGGCACUUCCCAGAUGCAGAACAGCUGCCCAACGCGGUUGUCGUCCGAAUGGAUGAGGGGGUGCCCCCCGCGUACGAGGAAGCUGCGGGAGUUCUGCGCCCGCGUGCUGCAGCUGCGCAUCCAGCAGCAGUUCAAGAUCAAGUUCAUGAUCAUUGACGCCAGGGCCAUGAACGCAAUCGAUCUGACCGGCUGCUCCAUGCUCGAGAUCCGCGAGAGCUGCUACACGAACGGCGGCGUGAAGCUCGUCGUCGCGGGCCUGAAGGCGCCAGUGGCCAGAAGCCUGAUUCGGGCGGAGGUGGACAAGGUGGUCAAGAAGAGCUCUGGGUGACGUCACGCUGGAGCAGGCCGUCGAGAUCACACAAGGCAAGACGAACAUGCGCAUGUCCAAAGACCUGAGAGCGCUGGUCGCUGCCCACGACGAAGCGAUGGAUGUGUUGGGCUCGCACAACCCGGGCUUCUUGUCGAGCUUCAAGGGCAGGGCAAAAGGACCACCUAUCGCAGACUCUGGCGACCUCCGUAGGGACUACGGCGGGGCGCGCGAGCCCCAGUCCUCCGCCUGCAAGGUCAUCGCGGAGGGGGAGGAGGAGGAACCGCCCGAGGA